UCAUGUAAGACGGACAUUGAGGAAGAGUAAAUCCAGACGGUGGCAGUAAUGCAACUUUAAGGAUGCUAACUGCCUUGAAACCUCAUAAACAAAGAAGAAAAAGAAGAGUACGCACAACAUCCUUGGUACGCAGGGCACCUGAAGGCAACACAACAUGAACGUAAACUUCGGUGUGACAUAGAGUGCGCGCUGGUGUAAACCCGACUUGGAGAUGGCAACGUUGAGUUGUUUGGUCUAACGCUAAAAGACUCGGUUCGGGGGAAACUCUGGCUAGACCAAGCGAGUUGAGCCGACAUGGGGACACUGUGGUCUCGUAGCGACAGUAGCCGGUCUCUCCUCCCGGAGAGGCAGGGCUCUGAGCGGGGAGGAGAGGACAGAGAUUCCGAUAACGACUCUUUGGAUGGGCUCGUCAGACGGGAGGACAUAGCUCAGUUCCCCUACGUGGAGUUCACCGGCAAGGACAGCAUAACGUGUCCAACAUGCCAAGGCACUGGACGAAUACCCUCCGAACAAGUGAAUGAACUGGUUGCAUUGAUCCCGUACAGCGACCAAAGGCUGCGACCCCAGAGAACGAAGCUGUAUGUGGUCCUGUCAGUGGUGUUGUGCCUCUUGGCGUCGUCACUCGUGGCCUUCUUCCUCUUCCCUCGCACUGUGGUUGUGGUGGAUGAUGGGAUACACUCGGUGACUGUGCACUUCGACCGCUCCAACAUGAAGGUCCUAAUGAACAUGACGAGCACUCUGAAUCUCAGCAACCCGAACUUCUUCUCGGUGCUGGUGCAGAGUGUGAACAGCCAGGUCCUUUACAUGAAGACGGUGAUCGGAACUCAGCAGCUCGACAACGUCACCUCCAUCCUGCCGCUCAGUCAGAUACAGGUGAACUACACUGUCAGUGUGGCGAUUGGUGGCAGUGCACCCUACGUCUAUGCUUUCUGCACCAUGCCCAGCAUAAAGGUCCACAACAUUGUCGUAUAUAUGCAAACCACGGUGAAAACCUCAAACAUAGUGCGAACAUCCCAGAACAGCCUGGAGGCCUAUCGCUACAUAGACUGUGGUUCCAACAGCACAUGGCACAGCCACCUCUCCCCCGCCCACUCUGCAGCCAUAUCUCGGCUCAACUUUGCUCUGCUGUGAGCGAGUGAGUGAGCAAGCGGAACAGGCGGCUCACCUCUCUGGAGGAGGUUGGGAGAUGUAGGCGCACACUCCAGGAUGGAUUUUGCAGACAUACCCACCAGCAGCAAAAUACCAGAUGGUGCUUUCUUCUAAGCUCACAGUAUUGGUAACAUUAAGUAGCUGGUAACUUGUGCCGUUUUUGUUAAAUGAACAUAGGUUUCCAUCGGACAGCCCAGAGGCAACAGAUACAGGCUUUUCUUUUGCGCCUCCUGUCGAGCAUAAAUAUUUCUUUCCCUAGAGCUACUUGUGGUUUUUAACUUGCCUUCGUGGGGGCUAAAGAUUGACUAAACUUAUCGUGUAUAGAAACCUUUGAAAAGGCAGUUCUGCUGUUUCAAACUUGUUGACAGAUUGUGUCACAUGCUCUACUGAAAAUGGAAUGAGAAAUUGAACGAGGCGUUGCCAACGAGCACCCUGUCGCUCGGUUUCUGAAGCAGGACAGAUGUGAGAGAAAGCUCUUUUCUUUUCCUUUGCUAUAGCUUUAAUUAACAGAGCUCUGUCUGUGUCUGCUGCUGUUGUAAUAUCAGCAUUGUUCAGCAUAGCUUGAAUGGAAUUUUUGGGAUUUGUAACACUGUGUUGGACUAAAGACCACUGACUUUUCUUUAAAAAAACAAAACAAAAAGGGAAGUGGAGGAGGAGCUGGCCUGUUGUUGUUUCUAUUUUGGAUUUAUGCGAACACAGACGGGAUAAUAUAAUGUCGGUUUUUGCACCUUGAAACUUGCUUUUGCUGCGUUAAAAUAAGGUUGAAAAUAGCAUUUACAUAUUUAACCCAGAUGUUUUUUUAAAUGAAUUGAUAAGUUAUUUUUUGGUACCUCUCAUCACAGCAAGUCUAAGCACACUGAUUUUAGAUUCAGGGUAAAUAUCUAGUGUCAUAGCGAAGAAAACUGCUCUCAAGACUACAUGUUCUUCAAAGUCGUAAUGACACUCGUGUUAUGAACAGGGUAUAAUGGAGUGAAUUAUUGGUUCAGUGAGAUCAUACAUUUUUUACCAUUUACACUCCUGGCUUAGCUACUGAAAGAGGAAUCUAAUUUGUGCUGUUGAACCUCUGUAUACAGUAUCCUCUCCACCAUGGCCUUAAAAAUC
Messenger RNA from Etheostoma cragini (Arkansas darter), 2250 nucleotides. It is a transcript of the gene tmem106c, whose product is annotated as transmembrane protein 106C. NCBI's taxonomy places the organism in Eukaryota, Metazoa, Chordata, Actinopteri, Perciformes, Percidae. The transcript is spliced from 8 exons. The coding region runs from base 295 to 1131 and encodes 278 amino acids. The record is from RefSeq and is a predicted model, not a curated record.